GCGCGCCUUCAGCGUCUUCUGGAGGGUGGGAAAGGACCUACUGUAGGAGAACAGAGUAGCCGGUCACGACCUCACCGACGUUAGCAAUCACUUUGGCAGCAAGAACCGCAACCGCGGCGGGACCCCGAAGAAGGUGGAUCUGACUCGGUCGGUCCAGGACAUCGGAGGAGACGAUCUGACGAUCUGACUCUGUUCGGGCAGAAGCGCGCAGCGAAAGUCAAGCGUUGUCUGUGUGACGGCAGCGAUGGUCUUCUCCGCGCUGUUAGGCUUCGUUAGUAGAACGUCCGUUGGUUCAUGGCGUGCUACUGUUGUUGCACAAGGGUUCCCCUUUUCAGCGGCUGACAGAGGGUUACCGAGGACCGUGACAACUGCCGGCUGGGCCAACCACCGUACUUGUAGCCGUGGACGCUCACCGCUGCUACCGUGGUGCCAACGUUACGCUACUCCUGUUGCGAGAUACCACGCCAACACGCGGCCAGAUAUAUCAUCUGCUGGGCAUCCAAGCCGCUGCGUUUCCCGAAAGGGCAUGUCUACCGGUAGCAAUCCGGCGAUGGCGACGGCUGCGGCAGGAGAACCUUCUGGUGGAGUGGUAAAGUUCGUGAAGACGGAGGCUGCCGCUAGACGCAAUGCCGACCCCGGGUCGGUGGCGUUUGUGACCGGGGCCAACAGGGGAAUAGGGCUGGAGGUGACAAGGCAGCUGCUGGAAAGGGCCAAGGGAACCGUGGUUGCGGCAUGCAGGGACCCCUCUUCCGCGGCAGACCUGCGCGCCCUUGGAAGGAUAGCUGGAAACGAGAAAAGGCUAGACAUGGUCAAGAUGGAUAUCGAAGACCAGACCUCCCUGGAGACCGCCGCAGAGCAUGUUAGGAGCACAUACGGGCGCGUAGACCUUCUGUUCAACGUUGCGGGCGUGCUAGGCGACGGCAAGAAUACUCCAGGUCCGGAGCGAUCCGUGCGCGCGAUGGACCGGGAUUGGCUGCGACAUACCCUGGAGGUUAACACCAUAGGCCCCAUGAUGCUGGUGGCAGCGUUGACGCCUCUCUUGGAAAGCCCGGCAAAGAAGGGGGACGACGGCGCGAAACCUCCGUCUGUCGUGGUCAAUUUCAGCGCUCGGGUCGGAUCGAUUGGGGACAACGGGUUGGGAGGCUGGCACAGCUACCGCAUGUCGAAGUCUGCGUUGAACAUGGCAACCAAGGGCAUCUCCAUCGAGCUCAGGCGCCGCCGGGUGUGGGCCUUUAGUUACCACCCCGGGACAACCGACACUGGACUGUCGGAGCCGUUCCAGGCGAACGUCAAACCUGAGAAGCUCUUCACACCGGACUACACCGUGUCUCAAGUGCUGGGAAUCGUGGAUUCCAUGACCGAGGACUUGUCCGGGGGGUUCUACGCGUUUGACGGCAGCAGAAUCGUGUGGUAG
Molecule: messenger RNA, 1414 nt
Organism: Ectocarpus siliculosus
Lineage: Eukaryota; Phaeophyceae; Ectocarpales; Ectocarpaceae
Source: the annotation of a GenBank genome assembly